AUGGUAGACAACACUUCUACUCAUGUUCGAAAAGUUGGUGGUGUUCGAUUUACUGUCGAUGCAAAAGAUUCAUCAAGCACACAUGAAGAAAAUUCACUUAAGACUGCUGAAUUACAGUGGGAACAAUGUUGUAAUAAUAAAUGUUCGUUUGAUUUAUAUUUUGGUAUUUUAAAACUUUCCCAUAGUUAUACAAUAACAAUGGAUGUUGUUUUUCAUCAAGCUCCUAUCGAACUAGAGACAAUUCUCGAUCAUCAACAAAUAGACGGGUUGCAACUAUUGGUGACUGAAUUUCCACAAUUUCACUCCAAAAAUCAAAUCAGUUUUGAAGUUGAAGUUGUAAUUAAUCCAGAAACUAUAUCUGGACCUUUUCAUCGAACCUUUCUAUUGAGAGAAACAUCAACAGCACAACAAAGAUCUGUUACAGUAAAUGUGCGUGGAAAAAUAUUACGCGAAGGUCAAGGAACAGCAACAUUGAGACCUGAAGUUCGUAUGAAAUCAAUAAUAACAAAAGACAAAGAAGACGAAGAAUGA
This is a messenger RNA of Rotaria sordida, 531 nucleotides long. Lineage: Eukaryota; Metazoa; Rotifera; Eurotatoria; Philodinida; Philodinidae. The record is from the annotation of a GenBank genome assembly.